Molecule: messenger RNA, 612 nt
Organism: Neohortaea acidophila
Lineage: Eukaryota; Fungi; Ascomycota; Dothideomycetes; Mycosphaerellales; Teratosphaeriaceae
Exons: 4
Coding region: 1-612 (203 amino acids)
Biological process (GO): proton transmembrane transport
Cellular component (GO): plasma membrane
Molecular function (GO): voltage-gated proton channel activity
Source: RefSeq, a predicted model, not a curated record
AUGAAUAACAACGAGCAUCGCCCCCUGCUGGCAUCCGACCACAAGCGGCUGGGAAGCGUCCGCUUCCCGGAGGAGCGGUCCUUCAUUUCAAAGUGCAGGCACAACACCAAGCGCUAUCUCACCUCCAAAUAUGGACACUACAGCGUGCUGGGGCUCGUGUCUCUCGACAUCAGCUCCAUCUUCGCCGACCUCAUCCUGCAACUCCUCAUCUGCGAAGGGCGCGUGCCGGCCAAAGACGGCAAUAAGGCGUCGGAUGUGCUGGGGAUUGUCAGCCUGGUGUUUUCCUGCUUGUUCAUGGUGGAACUGAUAGCUUCAAUCUGGGCAUUUGGUUGGCGCUUCUUCCACUCCUGGUUUCACUGUCUGGACGCGACCGUCAUCACCGCCGGCUUUGUGAUUGACGUGCUGUUGAAGGGGCAGUUGGAGGAGAUUGGCUCGUUGGUAGUGGUGUUGCGUUUGUGGCGAGUUUUCAAGAUCAUCGAAGAGCUUAGUGCCGGUGCGGAAGAGGAAAUGGAACCGCUGCAAGAGCGCCUCGAAGAUCUGGAGUCGGAGAACCAAGAGCUGAAGCGAGAAAUUGAGGAGCUGAAGAGCGGAAAUGGCUCGUCGCAGGUUUGA